Messenger RNA from Sphaeramia orbicularis (orbiculate cardinalfish), 859 nucleotides. RefSeq names its product LITAF domain-containing protein-like. The coding region runs from base 181 to 507 and encodes 108 amino acids. Gene Ontology annotation, cellular component: cytoplasmic side of lysosomal membrane; cytoplasmic side of late endosome membrane; nucleus. NCBI's taxonomy places the organism in Eukaryota, Metazoa, Chordata, Actinopteri, Kurtiformes, Apogonidae. The transcript is spliced from 5 exons. The record is from RefSeq and is a predicted model, not a curated record. Gene Ontology annotation, molecular function: zinc ion binding.
UGUUCUUCUCAGUGUCUCUCAAACACCAGAGGCAGAAGCAGUUCCGAGCAUCCACCCAACAUCCAGACAACGUAACAAGAUAACAUGGAGAAGCAGCAGAUGCCUCUCCCAGCCAUGCCGGCUCCACCUUACCCUGGUCCCCCUCAAGACUACAGUACAGGGGUCUAUCAACCUUAGCCUAUGGUCGAACAAGGUCCAACUGUCCAACAACAUUCGUACCAGUACACAACCCAAGCUCAGAUUGUACAACCGGUGAGCCAGGUGGUGGUGGUGCAGCAGUUUCCAGCGGAGUGUCCUGGACAGAUGGCAUGCCCUCACUGCCAGACUACUGUUGUUACAAAAACAUCAUACCAAACUGGCAUGCUCACCUGGCUCAUUUGUGGCAUACUUGGAAUCUUCUUGUGCUGGCCUUGCUGUUUAAUCCCAUUCUGUGUGGAUUCUUGCAAAGAUGUGGUACAUUCCUGCCCCAGUUGUAACAACAUCCUCCACAUUCACAAGCGGAGAUGAAACAUUACUCAACUGCCAUCCCUUCAGUUAUAGGAAAACAGACAGACGCCAGCUGUGACCUUUCUCUGCACAUAUGUGUACCUUUAUAGUUAAAUAAGCAUAAUGAGCACUGAGAAUGUUCAGUCAUAUCAUAAAAAUGUAAAACAUAUAAAUGGUGAUUUUUUAUUGUAAAGUGUUUACAAUGUAUUUUUUGUCAUCAUCGCUAUCUGUCUGCAUUUCCAAACAAAAACGUGUAUAUGUAUAUCCACUGUGUCUAAAAAUUUGAAUGUCCACUAUUCAUCUGAAGUCAUUCAUUGAUUAAGAUUAUUGUACUGAAGUAUUUCUUUGCAAUAAAGAGCUCUGAAGUUCUACC